AUAUGAAGAUGCAUUAAAAAGUUUAGCUUCAGGAUUACAAUCAAAUCCAAAUGAUGUAAAAUUAUUAUCUAAUCGAGGAAACGUAUAUCGUGCACUACACCAAUAUGACAACGCGUUAACUGAUUUCAAUUAUGCCUUGAAAUUUUGUCCAAAAAAUGUAUUUGCUUUAUUGAGUCGUUCUAAA
Messenger RNA from Dentiscutata heterogama, 184 nucleotides. The record is from the annotation of a GenBank genome assembly. Lineage: Eukaryota; Fungi; Glomeromycota; Glomeromycetes; Diversisporales; Gigasporaceae.